AUGACGGCAAUUGAUGCCGUUUCCUUGGGAGGUGUCUUAAGGGCACUUGACAAAUCGAACGGUCCGACUAGGGUUGCAAGAUCAAGCUAUGGUGUUCGCUGCGAUGAGCCUUACUUCCACGAGUUGCAUGCAGGACAGCCGACUAUUCCGGGCUUCCAAAACUCGAAUGAACACUACGUGGAGGCCAUAGAAUCGAUUUCGAAAAAGGGCGAUGAUAUUGCUCCUUUGUUCCAGAAGUCUGCGACGCGCUACCAAACUUUCCCUUACUGGAAUGCUGAUGGUACAGUAAAUCACGGGCCGUUCAUUUGCCAAGAGGAGAUCUGGGUAUCCGAUGAAGCCUAUCUAGACUGUCGCAGUUUCAGAGAUGAUCAUAACAAAGAUGCUCAGAGGAUUGGUGUUAUAGUGACAGACGUCACACAUCUCCGUCCACGGUUCCUGCAUAAGACUGCUCAAGCACAGGGCCCUCGUGGCCGUUGCAGGAGAUAUUGGUACUAG
Molecule: messenger RNA, 495 nt
Organism: Fusarium odoratissimum NRRL 54006
Lineage: Eukaryota; Fungi; Ascomycota; Sordariomycetes; Hypocreales; Nectriaceae
Exons: 3
Coding region: 1-495 (164 amino acids)
Source: RefSeq, a predicted model, not a curated record